Molecule: messenger RNA, 987 nt
Organism: Cololabis saira (Pacific saury)
Lineage: Eukaryota; Metazoa; Chordata; Actinopteri; Beloniformes; Belonidae
Exons: 2
Coding region: 1-987 (328 amino acids)
Source: RefSeq, a predicted model, not a curated record
AUGUUUUAUCAGGUGUAUGUUCCUGACAAACACAGGGACUUCCUCAGAUUUCUGUGGUGGCCUGGUGGAGAUACUACUAAACCUUUGGAGGCCUACAGAAUGAAGGUCCAUAUCUUUGGAGCUGUUUCUUCACCCAGCAUUGCCAACUUUGCUCUGAAACAGACAGCAGAAGACAACACCUACAAGUACGACAAGGAAGUAACUGAAACAGUCCAACGCAACUUCUAUGUCGACGAUUGUCUUAAAUCGGUGGCCACAGUGAAUCAAGCUGUUAAGCUUAUCAGAGACCUCAAAGAUGUUUGCUAUCAAGGAGGCUUCUCAUUGACUAAGUCGGUCAGUAAUAGCCGGGAGGUUUUGCUGAGUAUUCCUGAGAGUCAGAGAGCCAGUAAUCUCAAGGAGCUAGACUUGGAUAGAGAGCAACUGCCCAUUGAAAGAGCGCUUGGGAUCCAAUGGAAUACGGAAAGUGACACAUUCACAUUCAAAGUUGCCAACAAGAACAAACCGCUUACCAGAAGAGGUAUUCUCUCCAUGGUUAGCUCUAUUUACGAUCCGUUGGGAUUCCUUGCCCCAUUUAUCCUCAAAGCCAAGCAGAUACUCCAAGAGCUUUGCAAAUUAGAAUGUGGAUGGGAUGAAAUUAUCCCAGAAAAACUCGCUAAGAGAUGGCAGAUAUGGAUCACAGAGUUGGAGCAACUCAAGAGAUUUCAAGUGGACAGAUGUACAAAACCUAACAACUUUGGCCUUGUCAGAUCUGCAGAGCUUCAUCACUUCUGUGAUGCCAGUGAGGCGGGUUAUGGCACAGUCAGCUAUCUCAGGUUCACAGAUGCAGGAGAGAUCCAUGUCACAUUCAUCCUGGGGAAAUCCAGGGUCACCCCCCUCAAACAGAUUACGAUCCCUAGGUUGGAGCUGGCAGCAGCAACUCUUGCGGUGAAGAUAACGCUGGCGAGUGCCGGGUCCGGCGUGUCAGACGCCUCUCUGAUCGGCUGCUGA